AAAAAACGACAAAAGGGCCUAGGGACGGCGUUGCUAAAAGGUUACCUGUGGUCGAAUGGGAUUAUCUUGACGUAGGUAUCCCUUUUGAAGAUGACGCAUUAAUUAAGUUUUAAAUUUGUUGACGGGUGAAUAGAUAAUUUGUAUUGGCGAAAACUCCUUGUGAUACUUUAAAUAGACAUGCAUUCUUAAUAUACACCCUCGUCCCCAGGGUUUUUUGCCUGUUUGAAAUGUGUCUUUUUACUUAUAUCAAAAAAUCAAAAAACCUUGGGGACGAAGGUGUCUUAACAUAAUAAUUUGAAACAAACAUGUUUCGAAAACAGUUGCCGAAGCAAGUAAAACUUGGCAGGUAUGAAAUUUUUUCAACACCUUUUUCUUUUUUUUUGAGCCUGAGAAUUCUUAGAAAAUUGACAUUUGGACCCUUAAAUAUAACUGAUUUUUAAACAAUUGGUGAAAAAAUGGCUUCAUAAAGUUUUCUUCAAGAAAAGUGCUUCAAACAAGAAUAUUUUAGAUUUCACACACACGCAAAAAAAUUAUUGUCUGAUGAUCGAGUUUCAGUAUUAUUCUUUAAAUAUUCUUAAAAUUUCAGAAAUCGAGCUUUUCCGGUUUUUUAAAGAUUUCUUACAAAGAAAAGUGUGCAUUUACACUGUUGAAACCAUCCUCCUACGUGGUGAGUGUUCAAUUUUUAAAGGAUACGGCGUAAAAGUGGAAAAGUAAAAUUUUGGUUUCAUUAAUACGGAAGCGGUAAAAAUGAUGAACAAUCUUAUCAUGGUGCUUCAUUCUGUACUUGCCAUACUUACGGUGAUCACUACCCAAACAUACGCACAAAAAGGUGUAACAAGAUCUUCACUGGGAUACGCUGCUUUUUUCCGAAGAAUUGUCUCAAACAGAAAACUGAACAUGACACCAUUUACAGGUUACAGUAAUUGUAGUUUCAGAGAUUGUGGAAAAUACUGUGUUUACAACAUACCAUGUGAAUCUUUUAACUUCAAGACUUCAACAAAACAAUGUGAAUUGUUGUCUGUGGAUAGAAACAGCAAAGCAGAUAAUAUUACUUUUAUAAAUGCAACUGGAUGGGCAUAUUAUGAUACCGGAUUCAACAUUCGACAUCCAAACUGGAGGAACAAAUACUUAGUAAUUACUUUUUUCUUUAAUCUUGUUUGAUAUAAUUUUAGGCCUAUUUAAGUUUGGGACUAUUAAAAACCAUGUUUGAGAAUAAUUCCAGUCUAAUUAACUCUUUUCUGGCUUAAUAAACUGCCUUACUUUUGUGGGAAUUUUAUAACAUUAAAAUGAAUGCUUAAAAAAAAUUAGUGCAAAAUUACACCAGUAACCCUAUUACUAAAUUGUCUUGUAAUGUAUUUUUUUGUUGUAUUGUUAUUUAUUAGACUUGUUGUAUAUUA
Molecule: messenger RNA, 1397 nt
Organism: Hydractinia symbiolongicarpus
Lineage: Eukaryota; Metazoa; Cnidaria; Hydrozoa; Anthoathecata; Hydractiniidae
Exons: 2
Coding region: 748-1161 (137 amino acids)
Source: RefSeq, a predicted model, not a curated record